AUGAAGGAUUGCAGGGACUACUUCCUUGAAACCAGUCGAAGGGUAUCCUUUGAGUACACACUUUUAGCUGGAGUCAAUGAUGCAGUGGAACAUGCAAUAGAACUUGCAGAUCUCAUCCAGGAAUGGGGACCUGGUUAUCACGUGAACCUGAUACCUUUCAAUCCAAUAGAAGGCUCUGAGUAUCGGCGUCCGUAUAAAAAAGCAGUGCUUGCAUUUUCUGCUGCUCUAGAGUCCCGAAAAAUAACUGUCAGUGUACGUCAAACACGUGGCCUAGAUGCCAGUGCUGCUUGUGGACAGCUAAGAAACGAAUUCCAGAAGAGCCCUUUGCUUCCAGACUCUGAUGACGUGCAAUCUCAAUUGGGCAUCGCAGUUGCUUGUUGA
Molecule: messenger RNA, 381 nt
Organism: Ilex paraguariensis (yerba mate)
Lineage: Eukaryota; Viridiplantae; Streptophyta; Magnoliopsida; Aquifoliales; Aquifoliaceae
Source: the annotation of a GenBank genome assembly